UACAUAAAUAUUUAAAGAUUUUAGUGAUACGGCUGAAAAUGGAUCAUAUGUAAUAAAUUUUGUGUCUUCUGUUAAAAGGAAACAUUUCAACCAAAUAAGGAAUGUUCUGUAUAGUGUUUGAAAGAAUGAACUUGAUUUGUAAUGCUUUUAUAUAUUUUUUUAUUGUUUCAUAAUAUACUGUGAACCUUGACUUAUCGGCUUGUUAAUCAUCAAUCAUCUGUUUAAAGAAAAUGGAUAAUAUAACAAAAAUACACUGCAUGGGAAUACUUAAAAGGAAUACAAACUGCAUCAUUCCUCAUGUUUGUUAUUUAGUUGUUCAGUCUAUUUAUACAAAAUGUAUUUAGACGAUGCUAUUUGGAAAGGAGGUUAAAUCAUGAAACUUUUUGUUAAAAGACUUUGCUUGUUUAUGUUUGCACUGUUAUUAACUCUUUAUAUGUUAAUUGCAUUGAAGAAAAAAUCUCACAGCAGAUAUCUUAUUUUUGGCGACUCUUAUCAGCUCGAGGCAGAUAGAAAUAUUACUUUAUUAACAGGUUCAGAGCAUGGUGACAAUGGAGAAACUUUUCGCAAGUCUGGUAUCAGUUCACACGACCGUGUUCCAAACAUUAUCAUACAAUAUGGAGUCGGAGGAACUGCCACAACGUUACAGUUUCAGAUUUUAUGUGUGUUUAUGGCCAUUCUACAUGAAUCAGAAAUAAACUCCUUAGGCUGUUUCUUUGGAAAAAAAACAUUUUAUAAGUAUACUGUUAUUAAAACACAUGAAAUUAAAUACAAUGAACUGCGACUUUUGCCAUUAGAUACUUGGAUUUUCAUGACUUCAAGUAGUAAUCUGUCUGCCGAAAAGCAACUGAAGUUUGAUUAUAAUAAGCGUAAAGUUCAAAUGAUGAAGAUGCAUUGUCCAUACAUAGCAGACAUAGAAACUGUUUCGAAACGUGGCCAUUUCAUUGUCCAUGAAUACCGCUCAAUUUUUGGAGUUUCUGAAGAACAGAUACAACAGGCAGUGGAAUAUUUACGCUUUUGGGACAUACUUCGUUUGUGUUGUGGAAAACAAAUGUCAGCAGAUUGGCGUAAUUAUUUAUCGCCGACCAAAAACUAUAAGCCACAUCAUAGUCUGCAUAGUUCAACAUAUCCUGCUUGCGAAAUGUACAAUAUAAGUAAAGUUGAACAACUUCUGAUGAACACGUAUGUAUUUCAGCGUUUUGCACAUAUACCGUCUCUUCGUGACGUAAUAGGGAAGCCAUCAAAUGUUGACGGUAACAUCGAUGGUCAGUACUGUGAGCGAUGUAAUAGAAAUAUUUCUAAAAACCAUUUACGGUUUAAUGAUAAUUGUGUAUAAUACUUAAAUGUACUUGUUUUGAUAUUAGUUUUCUGCCCGCUCAGAAAGAUACUAAAACUAGCAUAUAUAUAUAUACAUAAGUGCAAACAUAUACAAAAGAAAUGCCUCAUUCAAAGUAAAUUAGCACUAAUGAUCAAUACGGAACGCUCCAUUUUCAAAAAUAUGCUACCGAUGGAACCGAUAUAAGUCUUUCGGAAUGGGCUUUUUUCAAGUAACAAUAUACGUAUAUUUUUAACUUCUUUGAAAAGUACCAACAUUGGAUUAGUUAUAACUUAACGUUUCAUUAAAUGGGAAUCCAUGAUCAUAUUCCUAAUUUUACUUGAUACCCCUAAUUUAUACGCUCAUUUUUUGUAUCGAUUCUGUUUAAAAAAAACAGCGUAAAGAUUUAAAACAGGAAAUAAAAAUACAUUUAAAAGUUCAUUUAGUGCGAAAAUUUACAAAUUUAUUAGCAUUUAUCUCAUUCAAUGUUCGUAAAUUCAUGAACAAGCUGAAAAACUGAAACUUAACAAAUGACAAGAAAUGUAAAUCUUACACAGUUCGUAAACAGAAAAAAGGUGAAAAAAGGAUAAACAUGUUUUUCAUACCAAAAUAUGAAUUUCUACACCACAAUAAUGAUGCAUAUUUUAUAAAUACUAAAUGAAAUAGUAGGUCUAAUUUUACAUAUUUUUCUACUGCAACAAAUGUAUUAAUGUUGUGUCACAAUCCAGUUUUCCCAUUGGUCACAUCCAGUAACAUACACAUUUACCAUACCGCAAUUGUUCCGCCUUUACGCAGCGUCAUAGCAAUGGUACAUAGGUUUAUCGUUUAUAAUGCAGAAUCAAUAUUAAGAUAUACUAAUGAGGUAGCUAGUCCAAAUAGUAAUGUACUAUGUUGACUUUUAAACAUAUGUAAACGUUCAUUUGUAAAUAAUUUGCUACAGUCAUACGACAGACUAGCACAGUAUAUCAUCUAACUGGAGAAAUACAUUUUGAUAUAAAUAUGUUAAGUCAAAGUCGCCACACUAUAAGAAAAACAUCAAAGCAAUCAUACAUAUUUUUUUUCAUUAAAUCAUAUGAUAAAUAAUGUAUCUCUGGCAGGAAAAAAUACCUCCCAAAAAUGAAGUUUAGUAAGGAUAUUGUUUCAAACGUACGCAAAAUGUUCAUACAUUCUUUUCAAAUAUUUUACAUUAUCGGGAUCAAUUUGCAUUAGUUCAUGUCAAAACAUUAUCUCACAUGCCACUUUUAAAAAUGGAGAUCUAAACAAAUGUUUUUAAAUGACUUCAAUAAAAAAUAAAAAUAUUAAAACAUGAGCUAGGUACUUAAAUAAAUAUAAGUUCUUUAUUGAGUCGCUUCUAAAUGGGUGGGGGCAUUGAUGUGAAAAAAGUAUAUGAUAUUGCGUAUUUCAGUUAGCUGUAAUUUUGACAUUUUAUUAACAAUAUACUUUUCUAAAUGAGUAAAAAAUAUGUACAUGUAGUAAUUUGAAAGGUAUUUAUAAAAGUCUAAGUAUAACGUUAGAAGAUUCGGUAAGUGCAUGUUGUCAUACAGUUUACAGCUAUAUGCAUUAUCGUGGUUCAAAUAAAUUUCUUUGACAUAUCCGUACAAAUAUUCUUUAAGGAAAUAUUUCUUCUUUCAGUUUUAUAUACCUUUCCUGAUUUUUUAACAAUUAGAAAGCGUCUGUUUUUCUUAAUACUUUAUAUGCGAUCCCUUAGCCUAGCUCUGCUGUGAAA
Molecule: messenger RNA, 3038 nt
Organism: Mercenaria mercenaria
Lineage: Eukaryota; Metazoa; Mollusca; Bivalvia; Venerida; Veneridae
Exons: 2
Coding region: 374-1333 (319 amino acids)
Source: RefSeq, a predicted model, not a curated record